AUGGGGGAUGACACCUUCAAGUUCAUCGAGCUGCCUAGUCAAAAUCCCGAGGGCCGUCUCCGGGCAGAAGUUACCAUGCCACCCAGCGACAUAUUGAUGCCUCCCCACUAUCCUGCGAAAGUCGACGAACACUACGAUUUCCUCGAGGGCGAGAUGCGCAUCAUUAUUAGAGAAGGAGAAGAUGUGUAUUGCAAGGCCGGCGAUAAACACUACAAUCCCCCUGGUUCUAUCCACACUGGGUGCAACAAUAGCAGCACCGAAAACCUUCGUUAUAUUUGGACAUUUCAGCCUGCACAUGAUAUGGAAAACUUCUUCAAGAUGUGCACCGAGACCCAUCCGCUUGCUCAGAAUGCCAUUUUUCGUCUAGAGCAAUAUCUAGCCGAAGAGUUAGCCGGAGAGAAGCCACCGGCUGAGGAAUCGCUAAGGGAACUUGGUGCUUUGAUCGACAAAUGUGGAGGGCUGAAGACCGUUCUCGCAAUGGCUCCUGCGAUGAAAAAAUACAUUCAUUUCGCUCAAGGUAUUCGUCUACUCCGGUGA
This is a messenger RNA of Aspergillus saccharolyticus JOP 1030-1, 537 nucleotides long. RefSeq names its product cupin domain-containing protein. Bases 1 to 537 code for a protein of 178 amino acids. NCBI's taxonomy places the organism in Eukaryota, Fungi, Ascomycota, Eurotiomycetes, Eurotiales, Aspergillaceae. The transcript has a single exon. The record is from RefSeq and is a predicted model, not a curated record.